GGUUUCCCUUUAUGUAAUAAUGACUCCCUUAUGAGUAACCCAGGCUAUCUUCUGUACACACAACAUGCGCACAAAGUAUCGUCUGCAACAGUAAAAAUAAAGCAUUUGUGAUAAUUGCACGCCAAGUAUCAGAAUUCCGACCCAAUCCAAUUAAACUCGAUCUUUUUCUCCGGCGAUAUCUUUCUCCGUCGAAAUCCUUGGCGAUUUCUUUCUCCAAGUCAAAUUGUAGGUCCUUCACUUACCAUAGUUUCACGUCUAUUAGCUGGUGCAGUAGGUCGACGAUGCAAGAUGUGACCAUGCCAUCUCAAGUGAACUUUGUUGUUUAUCCUCAUUGCGUGCUACUUGAACCUUUUUUAAUCUAAUCACAUAUGCUAGAAGGUGCAAACACACUUAUUGAAAAUAACAUGAGACUGUUUUGCAGCCUAUAGUAAUUUCACUUUCAUGGGGACUGAGGAUUCAAAAAACCUUUGUGCAUCUAAUGAUCUUGAAAGAGGAACUAAAAAUAGUGAUGAUGGUGCAAAUGGAGAAACUUCCAAAACCACUAAUUAUGUUGUCAGUGAAAGCAAGGAACCUUUACAGGGAAGUGACAGUGACAUGGAUUUGGAGAGUGACCCUGGCUCACAAGUUGGUGCUGAGUUGACUGGAACACCGUCACAAGGCAGUGUUAAGUUGACUGGAACACCUUCACAAGGUGGUGUUGAGUUGACUGGAACAGCUGAGAUAACAGAAGAAGUAACUACCAUCAACUCUGUAUUACAUGCUGAGAAUGGACUUCUAAGUUUGCAAGACGGAAACAAUAGUAGCAAUCAGAAAGAGGAUCAAGGUCAUGUCACUCAGGAGAUUGUUGGUGUCAAAUGCUUAUCUGGAGUUAAGAGACCUCGUGCUACUCUUGACGUUGAGCAACCGUCAGUGCAUGUCGUUUAUAAUUCUUUAACAAGAGAGAGCAGAAAGAUGCUUGAGGGGCUGCUACAACAAUGGUCAGAGUGGCAUGCCAAACAUUGCUCUUCAGCACAUGAUUCAAGAGAAGUGUUAGAAUCUGGUGAAGAGACGUACUUCCCUGCUCUUCACGUUGGUUUGGGGAAACCUUCUGCAGUGACAUAUUGGGUGGACAAACAAGCAAGGAACGGCGAGAUCGAGUUUAUUCCAUUGGAUGGCAACUCUAUUCCUCUUUAUGAUCGUGGAUAUUCAUUUGCUUUGACUGCAACAGAUAGUUCAAGCAAUGUGGAAAGAGGAAUUGAAAUGGUUGAUAGUUCCCGAUGUUUCAAUUGUGGUUCGUAUGGCCACACAUUGAAAGAAUGCCCUAAGCCUCGUGACAAUGCAGCUGUUAAUAAUGCCCGUAAAAAUCAUAAGUCCAGAAGGACUCAAAGUGCCAGUUCUCGCAAUCCAACUCGAUAUUAUCAAGAUUCUCCGAGGGGAAAGUAUGAUGGUUUAAGGCCAGGUGCCCUGGACUCCGAAACACGAAAACUUUUGGGCCUUGGGGAGUUCGAUCCGCCUCCCUGGAUUAAUAGAAUGAGGGAAAUGGGAUAUCCACCAGGAUAUUUGGAAGAAGACGAGGAUCUACCUUCUGGAAUCACAAUAUUUGCUGAUGAGAAAAAUACAGAAGAAACAGAGGAAGGGGAAAUUCUUGAUAAAAGCAUUCCAAACCCGCCUAGGAAGAUGAGUGUUGAUUUUCCAGGUGUAAAUGCCCCAAUACCUGAACAUGCUGAUGAAAGACGUUGGGAGGCUGUGCCUUCGAGUUCGCGUUAUUUGAGAAGUCAUUCACACAACCAGUAUAACCAUGCACAAGACACUGUCAACAGAGGGCAUUAUCAUGAACAUCGUAGGUCUAGGGAUAUUGAAGAUGACGGACCUCCUGGUUGUGAUCCUGGAACUAGCCCCUCAUUGUCAGGGCACUCUUACAGAUAUGGGACUUAUGACUCACGUUAUUCAUCUCAUAGCCCAAGGGAUAGUGCUUCAAUGCCAAGAAGCCCUAGUUUUGGAAGAUCCUUGUCAGAAAGAGAUAGGAGAAGCCCACUUGUCAAUGAUGUCUCCUUUCACCACCGUUACUAUGGUUCCACUCGAUAGACUCUCUGGACAAUCUGAUUGACUGAAGGAUUUAUACUCUGAUUCAGUAUUCUCUUUGUGCCAUCAUUCCAUGAAGUUCAUCUUUCUAGUCCUCAGCAAGUUAUUGGAGUGUUGUACAUAAGCUAGAUCUGGAACGAGAUUAAGUGGAUAUGUGAGUUGUUGGUUCUUUUAGGAGUUACUAAACUGGAACUCCUGAUCUGUUGUUUUGUAAAAUAGCAACAGCUUGAUUUUCUUUCAGAUAAAUCCUGCUGUCUCCUGUUGAUCCUGUUGUACGCCUUUUUGGCAUUGCAACGUGCUUUGGUCAACUGCUAUGUAGCUGUAACUGACUUCUUUGAGGCUUACAAUUUUUCUGCUGCAGAAAUAGAUGAUAAUUACUCCA
Messenger RNA from Capsicum annuum, 2443 nucleotides. RefSeq lists its product as uncharacterized. Gene Ontology annotation, cellular component: catalytic step 2 spliceosome. Bases 442 to 2064 code for a protein of 540 amino acids. Gene Ontology annotation, molecular function: RNA binding; zinc ion binding. The transcript is spliced from 10 exons. Lineage: Eukaryota; Viridiplantae; Streptophyta; Magnoliopsida; Solanales; Solanaceae. The record is from RefSeq and is a predicted model, not a curated record.